Molecule: messenger RNA, 4057 nt
Organism: Morus notabilis
Lineage: Eukaryota; Viridiplantae; Streptophyta; Magnoliopsida; Rosales; Moraceae
Product: exocyst complex component SEC8
Exons: 27
Coding region: 479-3691 (1070 amino acids)
Biological process (GO): Golgi to plasma membrane transport; exocytosis
Cellular component (GO): exocyst
Source: RefSeq, a predicted model, not a curated record
AAAGAGGAACCUUUGCAAUCCUGCAGGUAUGGCUUUUUCAUAGUCGUCUUCUUCUUCUUCUUCUCCUUCUUCUUCUUCUUCUUCUCAUUGUCAUUCACUGCGAAGCUUUCAAUCUGUUUACCGUCACUUUGAUCCAUCACCACGAGGCUCAGAAUUUCCAUCUCUAAUGAACUUUCCUCCUCCAAUUCUCGAUCUGUAAGCAUUUCCGACCCCAAACUGCAGCUUAUUCCUAGGUUUUCGCAGCCUAAUUGCCUAGAUUGUGAGGAGUUUUUGUGUAUUUGGAGCUUCGCGCGCCGGAUCUAGAUUUUUUUUACGGGAAAGAAAAUUCCCCAGGAGUUUGAUAUUCUUUAUUAGCUACUGUUCCUCAAAUUCUGCCAUUUUUUUUUCAAGUAUGUGUCUCUCUGUUGGAUAAAGACUCGUAAAGAGCUGAGUGGGACUCUUGUAAAUUUCGCUGCAUAAGCUCAGGAGAAGGCUCGAGAUGGGGCUUUUUGAUGGGUUGCCCGUCCCUCCAGAUAAGGCAGAUUUGAGAGAAGAACUUUCACGAAUAGAUGAGAGCUGGGCUGCCGCGCGUUUUGAUUCAUUACCUCAUGUUGUCCAUAUUUUGACGUCAAAAGAUCGCGAAGCUGAAGUUCAAUUUCUGAAGGAGCAAAGCGAUGUUGUUGAAGAGGUUGUGGAUGAAGUAGUACAUGCUUAUCACAGUGGCUUCAAUAAAGCAAUUCAAAAUUAUUCCCAGAUCUUGCGUUUGUUCAGCGAAUCUACAGAAAGUAUUUCUGACUUAAAGGUUGAUUUGGCUGAGGCUAAGAAGUGUCUUAGUGCUCGCAAUAAGCAACUUCAUCAGUUAUGGUAUCGGUCUGUUACGUUGCGGCAUAUAAUUUCCCUAUUAGACCAAAUUGAGGGCAUAGCCAAGGUUCCAGCACGCAUUGAGAAACUCAUUGCUGAAAAGCAGUUUUAUGCUGCAGUUCAAUUGCAUGUGCAGUCGACAUUGAUGCUUGAGCGAGAAGGACUUCAGACAGUUGGUGCACUUCAAGAUGUUCGCUCUGAGUUGACGAAGUUGAGAGGAGUUUUAUUUUAUAAAGUUUUGGAGGAUUUGCAUGCACAUCUUUACAACAAGGGCGAAUAUAGCUCAGUUUCCUCGGGCAUCCAUGAAAAGGAUGACGAGGUACCAACCACUACUGCUGUUCCAUUUUCAGUGAAUAAUACACAAAGUCUAUCUCGAAGAACCAGGUUGUUAAAGGGUGACAGUCAAAUUGGCAUCCAUGGAGAUGGAUCAUAUAGGGCGGCUUCUAUUGAUGGGGGUUCCUCUUUUGAUGGCCAUGACGAGGAGGGUGCGUCAGAACUACAUGACGAAGUUGCCUCAGAUGGACACGCAACAUCCCUAAGGGUAAACGGCGGGGAGGGUUACUCAAAGGAUGUCAAAACUGUACCUCGUCAAUUGCCAACAUGGCUUUCAAAUUCCACUCCAGAUGAAUUUCUUGAAACAAUUAAAAAAAGUGAUGCCCCACUUCAUGUCAAGUACCUGCAGACCAUGGUAGAGUGCCUUUGCAUACUUGGAAAAGUUGCUGCCGCUGGUGCUAUGAUCUGCCAAAGGUUGCGACCUACAAUUCAUGAGACUAUUACAUCCAAGAUUAAAGCACAUGCCGAACUUGUUAAUUCAUCUAGAUACGGUGUCGGUCAGGCUGCCCAAACUGCCACACCUGGUCUACAUUUUAUGAAGGGGCAGUUAGAAAGUUACCAGUUUCCAAAGCAGAAACGCCAAAAUGGGAUGUCUCUUGCUGGGACUCUAUUGGCGGUAAGCCCUGUCUCACCUGUGAUGGCUCCCUUGGGGAAAGCACAGGCUGCAGCAAAAGAACUUCUGGAUUCAAUUCUGGAUACCGUUGCUCAUAUAUUUGAGAAUCAUGUUGUUGUUGGCGAGAUUUUCGAAUCAAAAUCUACUCAGUUUGAUACACCAAAGUCAUUGCCAAUCGAUGUAAACUGGAAUCCUGAUUCUGAAGCAUCUCAAGUUACUGGAGGCUACAGCCUUGGAUUUUCCUUGACAGUGUUGCAGAGCGAGUGCCAACAACUCAUUUGUGAGAUUCUGCGAGCGACUCCUGAAGCUGCAUCUGCUGACGCUGCUGUACAAACAGCUAGACUUGCAAGCAAGGUUCCUUCCAAAGAAAAGAGGGAUGGAGCGGAAGAAGGUCUCACCUUUGCUUUUCGCUUUACGGAUGCUACUAUUUCAAUUCCCAACGAGGGGGUUGAUCUGAUUCGCCAAGGCUGGAGUAGGCGAGGUCCAAAUGUUCUACAAGAAGGUUAUGGGUCUGCAGCUGUCCUCCCUGAGCAAGGCAUAUAUCUUGCAGCAUCUAUAUACCGGCCUGUUCUCCAGUUCACCGAUAAAGUUGCUUCCUUGCUCCCAAAGAAGUAUUCCCAGCUAGGGAAUGAUGGCUUACUAGCAUUUGUGGAGAACUUUGUAAAGGACCUCUUUUUACCAACAAUGUUCGUAGACUACAGAAAAAGCGUACAGCAGGCUAUAUCAAGUCCAGCUGCAUUCCGGCCUCGAGCACAUACUGCUGCAACUUACACUCCAUCGGUUGAGAAGGGACGUCCUGUCUUACAGGGACUUCUUGCAAUAGAUUUCUUAGCAAAGGAGGUGCUUGGUUGGGCUCAGGCAAUGCCUAAAUUUGCUGGCGAUCUUGUGAAAUAUGUGCAAACUUUUCUGGAGCGAACAUAUGAAAGAUGUCGGACUUCAUACAUGGAGGCAGUUCUUGAAAAGCAGAGUUAUAUGCUUAUUGGGAGGCAUGAUAUUGAGAAAUUGAUGCGACUUGAUCCAGCAAGUGCAUGUUUACCAAAUGCAGUUAGCCAGUUAAACAUUAACAAUCACCCCACAGAUGCUGAAACAGUUGAGUUUGAAUCAGAACUAUGCGAUUUAUUAUUGAAUUUGCGGCCUAUUAAGCAGGAGAAUCUAAUUCGUGACGAUAACAAACUUAUUUUGCUUGCAUCCCUUAGCGAUUCAUUGGAGUAUGUUGCAGACUCUAUUGAAAGGCUUGGACAGGCAACCACAAAAGUUCCCAGUCUAGUAGAAGAGAGUGGCAAGAAAAAUCAUUCUCAAUCAAGCACUACACCCUCUAGGGAUCUGGCAUCAUUUGCAGACGAGUAUAGGAAAUUGGCAGUUGACUGCCUUAAAGUUUUGCGUGUUGAGAUGCAACUUGAGACAAUUUUCCACAUGCAGGAAAUGACAACUAGGGAGUAUCUGGAGGACCAAGAUGCAGAAGAGCCAGAUGGCUUCAUUAUUUCACUCACCGCGCAGAUAAUGCGUAGGGACGAGGAAAUGGCACCUUUUGUUGCGGGAGUAAAACGUAAUUACAUAUUUGGGGGAAUUUGCAGCAUUGCAGCAAAUGCAUCCAUGACGGCUUUGGCUGAUAUGAAAUCCAUCAAUCUUUUCGGGGUGCAGCAGAUAUGCCGAAAUUCAAUUGCGUUGGAACAGGCGCUAGCAGCCAUGCCGUCAAUUAAUAGUGAAGCGGUGCAGCAGAGAUUAGAUCAUGUUCGAACUUACUACGAACUUCUGAACAUGCCAUACGAGGCCUUGCUUGCAUUCAUCACAGAGCAUGAGCACUUGUUCACAGCUGCAGAGUAUGCUAAUCUUCUAAAGGUCCAAGUUCCGGGAAGAGAGAUUCCUGCUGAUGCAAAAAAUGAUGCACAAAGCCGUGUCUUGUAGAUUUUAUCCCGUUAGCAUUAUGUUCUGCGUUUGAGUGCCAAGAACAAAGGAUUCCAUCAUUCUGCAUGUGGUGCUUUCCUGUAUGUAAGUUUAUAAGCUUUUCUCAAAAUUGGUUGAAGCAUCAAUCUGACGCAGAUUGUAUUUUCGGCAUCAUCUCUGUAUCACAUUACACCACGUGGUGUGAAGUUUUUGUCGCAUUUUAUUCUGAUGAGGUCGUUAUUGUAGUAGUAGUUCUCUUAUUAUUCUUGUUAUAAUUUGUUCUUGUGCAAUAUCAAUUUUGUUCAUUCGUGUUUGCAGAAAAAAGAACUAUGGCUUUUAGCUUUUGUGAGAAUAGAGAAAUGUAAUUUAAAUUUUUCAUGCUUAUUA